AUGGCGCUACAUCAAAUCUUCAGAAUCCGCCGAGUCACCCGACGCCCCCAGGAUGCACAGCCUGAUGGUGCCGGGCUCUCGACGUCUCAGGGUCGCAAAUAUAUGGGCGAUUACCAAUGUCAGUAUGCGGUCCCCGUCGAGGCACCCCAGAAGCGCAGGGCUGGGGGGGCCCAGGAGGAGUGGUGGCAGGUCGAGGAAUUGGAGGGGUGGCUCGGUAACUGGGGGGUUAUAUUUGUUGUGGUCGUCGUUCUUGUCGUGUUUACGGCGAACAUUUCACCGUACCUACCCUACAUGCACCUAGUCCACCUGUAUCGAUAA
Molecule: messenger RNA, 318 nt
Organism: Emericellopsis atlantica
Lineage: Eukaryota; Fungi; Ascomycota; Sordariomycetes; Hypocreales; Bionectriaceae
Exons: 3
Coding region: 1-318 (105 amino acids)
Source: RefSeq, a predicted model, not a curated record